This is a messenger RNA of Morus notabilis, 1019 nucleotides long. Its product is annotated as ribulose-phosphate 3-epimerase, cytoplasmic isoform. Gene Ontology annotation, molecular function: D-ribulose-phosphate 3-epimerase activity; metal ion binding. Gene Ontology annotation, cellular component: cytosol. The coding region runs from base 173 to 853 and encodes 226 amino acids. The transcript has 8 exons. The record is from RefSeq and is a predicted model, not a curated record. Gene Ontology annotation, biological process: carbohydrate metabolic process; pentose-phosphate shunt; pentose-phosphate shunt, non-oxidative branch. NCBI's taxonomy places the organism in Eukaryota, Viridiplantae, Streptophyta, Magnoliopsida, Rosales, Moraceae.
AAUUAAUCCGUAUACCAGCCCAUUUUCCAUUCCUGAAAAAAAAAAAAAAAAGAAGCUCACCCCCACACAGUCGGCGCCAUUUUCAACAAACCCACCAACCCAAGCCAAAAGCAUCCAUUACGCGAUUACCAAACACCCGAAAAAAGGUGUAAAUUUCGUUCGGCGGCGGAGAAUGGGGGUGGCGGCGAAAAUAGCACCGUCGAUGCUGUCGUCGGACUUCGCCAAUUUGGCGUCGGAGGCCCAACGCAUGCUCGAUUUCGGCGCCGAUUGGCUCCACAUGGACAUCAUGGAUGGGCACUUUGUCCCAAAUCUUACAAUUGGAGCACCAGUCAUUGAGAGUUUGCGAAAGCACUCCAAAGCAUAUUUGGAUUGUCAUCUUAUGGUUACAAAUCCUCUUGAUUAUGUUGAGCCUUUGGGAAAAGCUGGUGCUUCUGGUUUCACUUUCCAUGUUGAGGUUUCUAAAGAGAAUUGGCAAGAACUUGUCCAAAGGAUAAAGUCAAAGGGCAUGAAGCCUGGUGUGGCUUUAAAGCCUGGGACACCAAUUGAAGAAGUUUAUCCUCUGAUUGAAGCAGAAAAUCCCGUGGAAAUGGUCCUUGUUAUGACUGUCGAACCUGGAUUUGGCGGGCAGAAGUUCAUGCUGGAGAUGAUGGAUAAGGUGCGCACAUUGAGAAAGAAGUACCCUGCUCUUGAUAUUGAGGUAGAUGGCGGUUUAGGGCCCUCAACCAUCGAAGCGGCUGCAUCAGCAGGAGCAAACUGCAUUGUAGCAGGGAGUUCAGUGUUUGGAGCUGCUGAGCCAGCACAUGUAAUAUCCCUCUUGAGAAAUAGCGUUGAGGAGGCCCAAAGAAACAGUUGAAUGUUCGUAUAGGCUCAAGGCCAUUGAUGAAUUAUAUUUGAUACUCUAGACUAUACAUACAUGCAUCGAGAGUGUACUUUACUUUUAACGAUUGUUUUUGAUUUACGAUUUUUGAGUGUUGUAUCUCUCUAAAUGCAAUAAAAGCUAAUUCAGCUUUUAAGUGAUA